Molecule: messenger RNA, 1527 nt
Organism: Lachancea lanzarotensis
Lineage: Eukaryota; Fungi; Ascomycota; Saccharomycetes; Saccharomycetales; Saccharomycetaceae
Product: LALA0S01e19218g1_1
Exons: 1
Coding region: 1-1527 (508 amino acids)
Biological process (GO): transmembrane transport
Cellular component (GO): membrane
Molecular function (GO): transmembrane transporter activity
Source: RefSeq, a predicted model, not a curated record
AUGAAUGAGCUUGCCAAAGUUGAAGAUUACCUUGAGACCAUUACAGUCAAAGAACCAAGUCCUUCCAAAGACUUGACUGUUCAGAGCAAUGAGGAAGACCAAGUGUGUUUAAUUUCCGCUUCUGAUGGGUCUCACACGAUAGCCAAAAGCCUAACCAUAGACGUCGAGGAAGAAAAGGCUCUGGUCCGAAAACUUGAUCGAAGGUUUGUGCCUGUCCUGGCAUUUGCUUAUUUUUUACAGUCCCUUGACAAGACAAACAUUGGGAACGCUUAUACCUCUGGGAUGAAAGAGGAUUUGAAUCUCACAUCUCGACAAUAUUCUAAUGCCGUUUCCGUUCUAUAUUCAACAUUUUUGGCAACGCAAAUCCCUACCACCUUAUAUCUCCGAAUUAUUCCUCCCAGAUACUUUAUGUCGGCAAUGGUGUUUUGCUGGUCGAUAAUCACCAUGUGCAGCGGAUUUGUGAAAUCAUAUCACUCUUUGCUAGCACUAAGAGUGCUCUUGGGACUUUUCGAAGGUGGCUACUUUCCAGCAAUGGUAUUGCUAGUCAGCAUGGUUUACAAGCCUGAGGAGCAAGCUAAAAGAAUUGCCUUUUUUUUUGGAUGUGCUGCACUUGCCGGAGCAUUUGGCGGUUUGAUUGCGACAGGAAUGGCAACGGUUCGUGGUGCAGCAGGCCUUAACGGAUGGAGAUGGUUAUAUAUCAUCGAAGGACUCAUUUCCAUCACAGCAGCCGCAUGGAUAUAUUUCGGCCUUCCAAACGAUGUAGAAAACCCUGACUUUCUGGAUGAACACGAGCGGAAGCUUCUGCAGCUACGAUCAAAGCAACGCCUCCAGUAUGUCGGAGCAAAACAAGAAUUUAGCUGGACUUUUGUUUGGGACGCACUUAAGGACUUCAAAGUUUACACAGGUCUGUUGAUACAAUUUUGUCAAAAUAUUAUCUUGUAUGCGAUCACUACUUUUCUACCGGCGAUUUUAAAGCUUGGGCUUGGCUACACUUCGAGGGAGGCACAAUAUAUGAGCGUGCCCGUUUACGUUCUUGCAGCGACGGUCUUCCUGAGCUCUGCAUAUCUCAGUGACCGUUUCAAUUUAAGGGGACCGUUUAUAUUGGGCUUCAACAUGGUAACCAUAGUAGGCUACAUUUUAAUGCUUACGGUUAAGAGUAAUGGCGUAAAAUAUUUUGCUUGCUAUUUGAUGACUUUUUCAGCUUACACUGGGCCCGGACUCAACGUUACAUGGGUAUCAAAUAACAUUGCUCCUCAUUACAAGCGAGCCACUGCAAUUGGAUUAAGUCAAACGUUUGGCAACCUGGCAGGAGCAAUAGCAGGCCAGGUUUACAUCGAGCCUCCAUACGUGUUGGGCAAUUCAUUUGCCUUAGGCUGUGUUGUUUUUUCUAGCAUUUUGGUUGCAUUCCAAAUCAUCACAUUUUACAGCAUCAAUGGGAGACGAGCUUCAAUUCUGAGAGGCGAGCGCAUCGACAAGGGCACGAUAAAGGAAGGUGAUAAGGCUUUAAAUUUUAGGUACUGUUUAUAG